AUGGUGACAAAAAAGGCUAGCCCUAUUUUUGCCUCUAAAGAGGAUAGCAAUUUUAGGGAAGCAUUGUCGUUGUACGACUCCAAACAAUACAAAAAGGCACUUAAAUUAGUUGAUGCCAAUUUGAAGAAACAUUCCAAUCAUGCUGAAUCAUUAGCGUUGAAGGGAUGUAUAAUAUUUCAAACAAAUGGCAAUAAAGACGAUGCCAGAUCAUACAUUGACCGAGCAGCAGCAAAAAAUCCAAACAAUUAUUUAGUUGAUCAUUUGAUAGGGUUAUAUUACCGUGCCAAUGAAAACUAUGCAGAAGCUGCCAAAUGGUUAUCUGCAGCCAUGGAAAAUGGAUCAACCAACAAAGCAAUUUUACGUGAUUUAUCAUUUAUGCAAAUUCAUAUUAGAGAUUAUAAAAACUUGAGAGAUAGCAGACAACAAUAUUUGGAACACGCCCCUGGCUAUAGGGCCAAUUGGACCGGGGUUGCUGUGGCUCAUCAUUUAAACAAAGAUUAUGCAUCAGCCGUGGGGACUUUGGCAAAAAUUGAGGAUAUCAUUAAAGACCACUUGACAGAAAGUGACAUGUAUGAACAAAGUGAAUGUGUUUUGUAUAAAAACCAAUUGAUUGGUGAACUGGGUGAUUUUGCCAAGGCAUUGGAUGUCUUGCAGAAGGAUGAUAAUAGUAUUAAGGAUAGAUUAUCUUUCUUAGAAUACAAGGCCAAGUACUUGUUGUUAUUGGGUCAAAAAAAGGAAGCAUCCUUGGUUUAUCGAGAAUUGUUAAAGAGAAAUCCUGAUAAUGUUUCGUACUAUAAUUUAUUGGAAACUGCAUUAGGUACAACUACACAAUCACCUGAAAUUAGAUAUAAAUUAUAUCAAAAAUUGAGCAAAUUCUAUCCUCAUUCAGAUCCACCAAAGUUUCUCCCCUUGACUUUUUUACCUUCAGAUAGUUCUUUAUUUGAAAAGGCUGCCAAGGAUUACAUUAUCCCUCAAUUAUUACGUGGUGUCCCUGCUACAUUUGUCAAUGUCAAACCCUUGUAUAAAAACCCAGCAAAAUUGAAGGUCAUUGAAUCUAUUGUUAAAGAUUUUUAUGAACACGAUGUACCAAAAGUUUCUAACCCAACAGUCAAAGUGUGGACGUGUUAUUAUUUUGCUCAACAUUAUUUGUAUCAAAAUGACUUGACACCAGCAUCAAAAUAUAUUGAUAUAGCCAUUGAACAUUCACCAACAUUGGUUGAACUAUACAUUAUUAAGGCAAGAAUUAUUAAGCACCAAGGAGAUUUUGUCAAGGCUAGUGAUGUAAUGAAUGAAGGAAGAUUAUUGGAUUUACAAGAUCGUUUUAUCAAUUCCAAGUCAACAAAAUAUUUGUUGAGGGCUAAUAAGGUCAAUGAGGCAAUUGAUUGUAUAUCAUUAUUCACCAAAUUGGAUGAAAAUGCUGUUAACGGUUGUAAAGAUUUACAUACUAUGCAAGCUAAUUGGGUUUUAGUUGAAUCGGCUGAAGCAUAUUCAAGAAUCUACCAUGAUUAUCAGACCCAAUUGAACCAACUCCAAAAGAGUAUUGACAAUGAUAAGGAACAAAAUGAUGAAUCAUUUAAUGAGAUUGUUGAGAAUACUGAAAUCUACCGUGGAUUGGCAUUGAAACGUUUCCAUGCUGUUUUGAAGAAUUUCGAUAUAUUUUAUAAUGAUCAAUUUGAUUUCCACUCCUAUUGUUUGAGACGUGGUACACCAAGAGAUUAUAUCGAUACUUUGAAAUGGGAGGAUAAGAUUCAUACUACUCCAAUAUAUACCAGAGCUUUAAAAGGUUUAUCUGAAUUAUAUUUUGAAAUCUAUGAAGAGCAACAACAACAACAGAAAUCUAAGGCUGAUGAAAAUGAUGCAGUUGUGGUUAAAAAGAAUAGUAAGAAGCAAAAGAAGGCCAAGUCCCAACUUAAUAAGAAACGAGCUGAAUUAGUCAGUAAAGUUGAGAGUGAAAAGGAUGAUGCUGAUCCAUUUGGAAUUAAGUUGUAUCAUGAUUUAAUUGAAAAGGAUGUUUUGGAAUCCUUAUUUGAACUUUUUAAACCAUUGAGUGAAGAAGGUAAAAACUUGCGUUUGACAUGGGAAGUCUUGUUUAGAAUUUAUUUAUUACAAGGCAAGUAUGUUUUAGCAUUACAAGCCAUCAAAAGCUUGAAUAAGAUUUUAACAAGAGGUGAUCUGGACAAGAAAUUAAAACAAAUUGGUGAAAUGGUAUUGGAGUUGUCAACCACGGUGACUAAUGAUUCUAAUGCCAACGUUGCCAUUGUGAAAGUGGUUGAAAAGGGGUUGAAUAGUGCAUUCCCGGAUUUUGAAAAAUUAUCCUGUGACGAAUUUGCCAAACUAUAUAAUCAAUAG
Molecule: messenger RNA, 2349 nt
Organism: Candida albicans SC5314
Lineage: Eukaryota; Fungi; Ascomycota; Pichiomycetes; Serinales; Debaryomycetaceae
Product: peptide alpha-N-acetyltransferase complex A subunit
Exons: 1
Coding region: 1-2349 (782 amino acids)
Biological process (GO): N-terminal peptidyl-methionine acetylation
Cellular component (GO): NatA complex; cytoplasm
Molecular function (GO): protein binding; protein-N-terminal amino-acid acetyltransferase activity
Source: RefSeq, a predicted model, not a curated record